Molecule: messenger RNA, 2323 nt
Organism: Amyelois transitella
Lineage: Eukaryota; Metazoa; Arthropoda; Insecta; Lepidoptera; Pyralidae
Product: epoxide hydrolase 4
Exons: 6
Coding region: 141-1211 (356 amino acids)
Molecular function (GO): hydrolase activity
Source: RefSeq, a predicted model, not a curated record
AAUAUCGUAAUUAUCUUCAUUUUGUUUAAGACCUUUGAGCUGGGAGCACGUUGCUCGUUAUAUCUUUAAUGUAAUAUUUAAUAUGUAUUGAAAAUAACGCGACUAGGAUUUAUGGAACUUCUAUACCUAAUUCUAUAAUAAUGGGUGUGAAAACACCAAAAGUUCUGCAUUUAGUGUCGGGAUGGGAGGCGGCCGAGUUAGUGUUCAAAUGUAUAUUUGUCGGUUUGUGGCAACUAAUUCAGAUUACAGUGAAAAGGUUAUGGAAAGGGCACAGAAGAAAAUCUUUGAAGAAUCCGCCGUCAGUGGAGUUAACUGUAGAUUCGUCUGUAGGGACCCACUGUUAUAUCAAAGUCUUGGGUGUAAAAUACCAUUACGUCGAGAGCGGACCAAAAUCUGGCAAGAAAUUGCUCAUACUCGGAGAUGCUCCUGACAAGGGCAACCUAUGGGGCCCCACCUGGUCCCGGGUGGUCAGAAGGCUGACCGAGAACGGGUACCACGUGGUCACCCUGGAUCUGAGGGGGAACGGGGGGAGCGAAGGCGGAAACCGGAGGGCGCUGUCCCCUCCCAGGGUGGUUGAGGAGUUGGCUACGCUGAUGGUAGCUUUGGGAGUCUCAAAAGACCAGCCGGCGGUCGUGAUCGGCUUUGGGAUCGGUGGUAUGCUUACCUGGUACCUAUCGCACUGCUACGGCGUAUUUAUCAGUAAGCUGAUAGUGGUGGGCGCCCCUCACCCCAACCUGUAUUGGCAGAGUCCACCGGCUGCCUUCUGCAAGAGUGCUUUGCAUUUUAUACAGUGGCCACAUUUCCCGGAGAAAUGGCUGGCCGAAGGAGAACUGCAAGGCAGCGAUAACAAGCGGUGGUCCAGCUCGCGAGCUUGCGACUGGGAAGGCGCCCUCAAUUAUGUGAGAGGAGCUGCGUGGUGGCGCAUCAAACCUGGUCAUCGCAUCAGCCCCCCAGCCCUUCUGAUAGGGUCCAGAGAGAGCGCCACCCAACUGGUAUCCAGUGCCCAGUACUGCGUGACCUCGUCACUCCGGCUGAUACCCAAACCUGACCCUUCGGACCCUGAGUUGCCUGCUCUGGUCCUGGAUUUCUUAGUUGCUGAAGAAAAAUGCCCAGACUCCGAACCUCGCGGUCUUGUGGGCCGUAUGCUUGGCGCCGUGGCGGGCCGCGGGCGGGAACUCACAGCGAAACUAGUACUUCCCCCUCAAGCGUAGCCGGAAGAUACUAUACGUAUAGGAUACUUAGGCAGCUUCAAAAGGAUCCUCCUUUUCAGCGUCAUUAAGCCUAAAAGACGCGAAAUUCCACGCGUGUUACUUUCGCAAGCAAAUCCGUGGGAUACUAUAUGUAUAUAUAGCAGCUUUAAACUUAAUAAAGGUAAUCGUAUGUAGAGUAGAACUAAUUUAUAUUGCUUUUUUAGUUGAAGAGGCGACUAAAAAUGCAAUAUAAACAUGUGCAUCAAGUUUCAAAGGCCAGAUGUCAGCUGACUGAAAAAAAAUUACCAGAUCUUGUCACAGCAUGUAAACUAUCCAACAUGCUGAAGCAUGUGAAAAGCAUUGAAAGUGAGGAUACGCUAUCAUGAUAGAAAUAGUCUUUAAAGGUUUAACGAGCGACGUGCAUUGUAAUUUGGAAAGUAAACUUAGACAAAAUAGUUUAAAAUAAUAAUCUAAUUUAGCGCAUUACAUUAAAAUUCAUUUUUAUCUUACAAAUUUAACUAGUAACUGUAAUUAGGUGUAUAUAAUAAUUUCUUUAAAAGUAACUACUUACCAACUUUUAACAUUAUAUAGAAAUUAAAUUUAGGAAUAUGUAUGUAUGUUGAUUUUACUACGUAGCUUAAUGUUGAAAUAUUUGUACUUUUCAUUUUUUAAUUAGGUGACCUUUUUUACUAUUAAUAAUGUAUUUCAUUUAAAUUCUUUAUUUUGUUAAUAUGAUUCCAUAAAAACACGGUCACAAAGCGCGAAAUAUUUCACUUGAAUUAGACACACUGAAUCCUGAAUAUGUCUCUGUCUCUCACGCUUAAUUAUCGCUUUAAGUACGAGCGAGAUAACUAUAUAUUUGCAAGUGGUAAGAACUAAUUGGUCUACAAAUUUCGUGUUUUGUGUCCAAAGUUAAUACAACAAAAAAUCAUUACCGCCUCGUUUAGAUCCUGUCUUAUUAUUUUUAAUUAUUUAUUAUUUUCAGUUUUAAGUAUGGCACUUUACUGACCAUAAAUAGAAUACUUUAAUGGUGUAUUGAAUAUAGUAUACUCUAAUUGUAAACAAACUUUGCAAUUAAUGUUAUAAUAGUCUCUCUAUGGUCUAUAGAGAUUUUAACUAUUUGUAAUAGUGAU